This is a messenger RNA of Cyclospora cayetanensis, 1008 nucleotides long. RefSeq names its product 2-(3-amino-3-carboxypropyl)histidine synthase subunit 1. The record is from RefSeq and is a predicted model, not a curated record. Gene Ontology annotation, biological process: protein histidyl modification to diphthamide. The transcript is spliced from 6 exons. Lineage: Eukaryota; Apicomplexa; Conoidasida; Eucoccidiorida; Eimeriidae. The annotation marks the transcript as partial. Gene Ontology annotation, molecular function: 2-(3-amino-3-carboxypropyl)histidine synthase activity.
AUGGAGCGUCAGGAGGAUCUUUCGCGCUGCCUGGAAGCCUCAUCGGAAAACACCCUUCCUCCUGCAGCUGCUGCAGCUGCUGCAGCUGCUGCAGCUGCUGCACCGUCCCUGGCCAGCAGCAACAGCAACAGCAACAGCAGCAACAGGAGCAGCAACAGCAACAGCAGCAACAGCAGCAGCAACAGCAACAGCAGCAACAGCAUCAUCAGCAGCAGCAGCAACAACAGCAGCAGCUCCCUUGGGGCAUCAGUGAAUGAGAAAUUGGUCUCCGAGUUGGUGGCACUGUACUUGCCUCCAAAUUACGACUUUGAGGUUCUAAAGACGGCUCGACGCCUUGCAGCCGCAGCCGCCACUCGCGUCUGUUUGCAGCUGCCCGAGGGCCUCCUAGCUUGGGGUUACCAAAUUGCUGUCAUUCUUCAUCGCACGGUUGCAUCGAUUCAGCAGGUCUUUGUUCUGGGGGAUGUGUCAUACGGCGCUUGCUGCGUUGAUGAUUUGAAAGCGCAGGCUCUUGGCACCGAUUUUCUAAUUCAUUUUGGGCAUUCCUGCUUGGUGCCUACGCAGCACACGCAGGGUGACGUGGGGGCGGGGGCGAACAGGGGCAGCAGUAGCAGCGGCAGCGGCCUCAAAGUGCAAUAUGUGUUUGUGGAUAUCCUGGUCGACCCCAACGAGGUGUCUGUACAGCUCCCUCCUGUGGGGCCCCCAGGUGGAGAAAUGCCUGAGAUCAGCACAGUGGUAUUCCUCGCUGACGGGCGCUUCCAUUUGGAGGCGUCGAUGAUUCAAAAUCCGGGCAUAAGAUUUCUUAGAUUUGACCCUUUCACCAAAGUAGGCCGCAAGCACGGAACAGCAGCAGCAGCAGCAGCAGCAGCAGCAGCAGCAGCAGCAGCUACGCGGAGCAGCAGUUCCAAGAGGACGCCUGCGCUCGCGCGAGCAGCAGCAGCAGCAGCAGCAGCAGCUGCUGCUGCUGCCGCCUCUCCCUCUUCCUCUUCCUCUUCGUCCUCUUCUUCUUCC